Molecule: messenger RNA, 6326 nt
Organism: Nymphalis io (European peacock)
Lineage: Eukaryota; Metazoa; Arthropoda; Insecta; Lepidoptera; Nymphalidae
Gene: Mi-2
Product: chromodomain-helicase-DNA-binding protein Mi-2 homolog
Exons: 20
Coding region: 123-6032 (1969 amino acids)
Biological process (GO): chromatin remodeling; negative regulation of transcription by RNA polymerase II
Cellular component (GO): nucleus; chromatin
Molecular function (GO): chromatin binding; DNA binding; ATP binding
Source: RefSeq, a predicted model, not a curated record
CGUAGUGACGGCGGCAUCAAUUUCUGAAUUAAUUACCAUUUGUCGCAAAAACUGCGCGUCCUUUAGCUUUUCUAGACUAAAAUCUUUGAUUUUUCUUUGGAUUGUGUCAUAUAGUUGUCUAAAUGGCAUCUGAUGAUGAAGUAGAUGGAUCUUUCGCAGGUAAAGGCGACGAGGACGUGGAGGAAGGUGAGGGUCAAAAUGAUAACUCAGGAGACAGUGAUGAAGCUCCCCCAAAGGAGGACGAUGAUUAUUCUCCAGAAGAUGCCAGAAAAAAAAAGAAAGGAAAGAAAAGAAAAGCGCGAGGAGAAGAAAAAAAGGGAAGAAAGAAAAAGAAGAAGCGCAAGAAUGAAAGCGAGGAAGAUGACGACUUUGGCGCGGAAGUCGAGGCAGAAGGUGACAGUGACUAUGCGCUGAGCGCAGUAUCCUCGAGUAAAAAAUCGCGCAAAGGGCGAGGAAGCAAACAUAAUACUUCCACUCCGGUUGCUUCGGAUUCGGGAUCUGGUAUGCCGACUGUUGAAGAAGUAUGUUCUUCAUUUGCUCUCACUGAUGUUAACAUUCAGUAUACAGACGCCGAUCUCGAAAAUUUAACCAGUUACAAGUUAUUCCAGCAACAUGUACGCCCUCUUCUUGUUAAGGAAAAUCCAAAGGUACCUGUAUCAAAGUUGAUGAUGCUAGUAGCGGCCAAAUGGCGACUAUUCUGUGAAACUAAUCCACACUUGGAUGGUGGCAGUCAGAACAUGGGCUCUGAAGAGAAUACAAACACAUCUGCUACGUCAGAUUAUGUGCCCAAACGUCCCGGUCGCACUCCUAAAGAAGUAAAGAUCGAAGACUCUAUCGACGAGCCUGAGGAGGAAGACGAGGAGGGAGUAAGCGAUGAGGGCACGCCGGCUCCUCGCAAACGUGGCCGUAAGCCCAAGCACACGGGCACGCCGCGCGGCAAGCCGGGCCGCAAGCCGAAGGUCCCCACGCUUAAAAUCAAGUUCAGCAAACGGAAGCGCACUAGCAGUGAGGAAGAUCAAGAAGGCAGUGCAGGUGCAAAUACAGAUUCUGAUGCAGAAUUUGAACAGAUGCUGGCUGAGGCUGAAGAUCCGAAACCAGCACCAACUAACACAGAAGAGGCCCCACAACCGAAAGAGGAAGAUCCUAAUGUUCCACAACAACCAAAGAAGAAGGCUAAGACCAAAAUCGGCAAUAAAAGCAAGAAAAAGAAGAAAAUGAAGACGACAAGCAAGUUCCCUGAUGGUGCAGAAGGAGAGCAGGAACAUCAGGACUAUUGUGAGGUUUGUCAACAAGGAGGUGAAAUUAUUCUCUGUGACACAUGUCCAAGAGCGUAUCACUUGGUGUGUCUCGAUCCAGAAUUAGAAGAGACACCAGAAGGUCGCUGGUCCUGUCCUCACUGUGAGGCUGAGGGCAACCAAGAAGAAGAUGAUGAUGAGCAUCAAGAAUUCUGCAGGAUUUGCAAAGAUGGUGGCGAGCUAUUGUGUUGUGAUUCCUGCCCAUCAGCAUAUCACCGUUUCUGCCUUAAUCCACCCUUAGAUGAAGUUCCAGAUGGAGAGUGGAAAUGUCCUCGAUGUAGUUGUCCACCACUAGAUGGUAAAGUAGCGAAAAUUCUGACAUGGCGAUGGAAGGAACAACCGGCGAAAUCGAAGGCACCGCGUUCAAGGGAGUUCUUUGUCAAGUGGCAUGAGCGUUCGUAUUGGCAUUGCAGCUGGAUAUCUGAGAUACAGCUGGAUGUUUUCCACCCCCUCAUGUAUCGUUAUUACAUGCGCAAAUCGGAUCCCGAAGAGCCACCUAAAUUAGAAGAACCAUUGGAGGAGCGUGAAGGUCGAAGAAAGCGCAUGAAAAACAAAAAUGGCGUAGAACAAGACUCUGAUGAGAAAAUGUUGGAAGAAAAAUACUACAGGUAUGGUGUAAAACCUGAGUGGUUGAUAGUGCAUAGGGUGAUAAAUCACCGAACAUCACGUGACGGCACUACGUAUUUUUUGGUUAAAUGGCGAGAUCUAUCGUACGACCAAGCUACUUGGGAAUCGGAACAUGAAGAUAUUGCUGGAUUAAAAUGCGCCAUGGAAUAUUAUCAGGAUAUGCGUGCCUUCAUCACUUCAGAAGGUAAAACUAAAGGAAGCAAAGGCAAAAAAGCUGGUCGCAAAAGCAAGAACAAAGAUAAUAUUGAUGAAGACGAGAGUAGUAGUGGAUUGCAGGUCAAAGGCAGAAAGUAUAACCCGCCUCCAGAUCGUCCAACAACCAAUCUCAAUAAGAAGUAUGAAGAUCAACCACCAUUUGUAUAUGAAACUGGAAUGCAACUCCAUCCAUAUCAGUUGGAAGGUCUUAACUGGUUGCGGUAUUCUUGGGGACAAGGAAUCGACACUAUUCUUGCUGACGAGAUGGGUCUUGGAAAAACUAUACAAACUGUUACAUUCCUUUAUUCUCUGUUUAAAGAGGGUCAUUGCAAAGGACCUUUCUUAGUUUCCGUUCCACUGUCAACAAUUAUUAAUUGGGAGAGAGAAUUUGAGUUGUGGGCUCCAGAUUUAUACUGUAUUACAUAUGUUGGUGACAAGGAUUCUAGAGCUGUUAUACGCGAGAAUGAACUUACUUUUGACGAUGGCGGGAAUAGAGGAGGAAGACCUUCAAAAAUCAAAUCGCAAGUGAAAUUCAAUGUUCUCUUGACUUCUUAUGAACUUAUAUCAAUUGACUCUACUUGCCUCGGGUCAAUUGAGUGGGCUGUCCUCGUUGUGGACGAAGCACAUAGACUAAAAAGUAAUCAGUCUAAGUUCUUUAGGCUUCUUGCUGGAUAUCAUAUUAACUACAAACUUUUACUAACAGGAACACCAUUACAGAACAAUCUCGAAGAAUUGUUCCACCUCUUAAACUUUUUAAAUAAGGAUAAGUUCAAUGAGCUAGCUGCUUUCCAAAAUGAAUUUGCAGAUGUUUCGAAAGAAGAGCAAGUGAAGAGGCUACAUGAAAUGCUGGGUCCUCAUAUGCUGCGGCGAUUAAAGGCUGAUGUAUUGAAAAAUAUGCCCGCGAAAUCGGAGUUUAUUGUGCGUGUUGAGUUAUCCCCAAUGCAGAAAAAAUAUUAUAAGUAUAUCUUGACUAGAAAUUACGAAGCACUUAAUCCAAAGAGCGGUGGGCAAACUGUGUCCUUACUUAAUGUGAUGAUGGACUUAAAGAAAUGUUGUAACCAUCCAUACUUGUUCCCUGUAGCGGCUGAAGAAGCACCUCUUGGUCCCCAUGGGAAUUAUGACACUCAAGCUUUAAUUAAAGCUUCCGGAAAACUUGUCCUUAUGUCGAAGAUGUUAAAACAACUCAAAGAGCAAGGACAUAGGGUCCUCAUUUUCUCCCAAAUGACAAAAAUGUUAGACAUUCUUGAAGAUUUCUUAGAAGGUGAAGGAUAUAAAUAUGAAAGAAUUGAUGGUGGUAUUACAGGAACAAUAAGACAAGAAGCUAUUGAUAGGUUUAAUGCACCCGGCGCUCAGCAAUUUGUUUUCUUAUUAUCAACUAGAGCUGGUGGUUUGGGUAUCAAUUUAGCUACAGCUGACACUGUAAUUAUCUAUGAUUCUGAUUGGAAUCCACAUAACGAUAUUCAAGCGUUCUCGCGAGCCCAUAGAAUCGGUCAAGCUAACAAGGUCAUGAUAUAUCGAUUCGUAACUCGUAACAGUGUUGAAGAAAGAGUCACCCAAGUUGCUAAGAGAAAAAUGAUGUUAACACACUUGGUUGUGCGCCCUGGUAUGGGCGGGAAAGGUGCUAACUUUACGAAACAAGAACUGGACGACAUUCUACGAUUCGGUACAGAAGAGCUUUUCAAAGAAGAGGAGGGCAAAGAAGAAGCUAUUCACUACGACGAUAGGGCUGUUGGAGAAUUGCUAGAUCGUUCCAAAGAAGGUAUUGAACAAAAAGAAUCAUGGGCUAAUGAAUAUCUUAGCUCCUUUAAAGUGGCUAGUUAUUCGACCAAAGAAGGCGACGGUGAAGAAGAAGUUGAUACUGAGAUUAUCAAACAGGAAGCUGAAAAUACUGAUCCAGCUUACUGGAUUAAAUUACUUAGACAUCACUAUGAGCAGCAUCAAGAAGAUCAAGCAAGAACCCUUGGAAAAGGUAAAAGGGUAAGGAAACAAGUUAAUUAUAACGAUGGUAGUGUUGCACAGACAGAAAAUAGAGAAGACACAACGUGGCAAGAGAAUGGCUCUGACUACAAUUCUGAUUUCUCUCAAGGUAGCGAGGAUGAUAAGGAGGAUGAUGAUUUCGAUGAAAAGAAUGAUAAUGGAGAUUUACUUAGCCGUCGCAGUAAGCGCCGACUUGAAAGGCGUGAAGAAAGAGAUAGACCAUUGCCACCGCUGCUUGCACGUGUUGGAGGAAAUAUGGAAGUUCUUGGUUUUAAUGCUAGACAAAGAAAAUCGUUCCUCAAUGCAAUCAUGCGGUAUGGUAUGCCACCACAAGACGCAUUUAACUCGCAAUGGUUAGUCAGAGAUCUUAGAGGAAAAUCUGAGCGUAAUUUCAAAGCAUAUGUUUCACUAUUUAUGCGACACUUGUGCGAGCCUGGUGCAGAUAAUGCUGAAACAUUUGCAGACGGUGUUCCUAGAGAAGGAUUAUCAAGACAGCAUGUAUUGACACGAAUCGGUGUCAUGAGUUUAAUUAGAAAGAAGGUGCAAGAGUUCGAACACAUCAACGGGUAUUAUAGCAUGCCUGAAUUAAUUCGUAAGCCAGUAGAACCCGUUAAGAUUGCCGGUGCAGAAAGUGCUGCUCCUAGCCCAGCUCCUUCUACAGCGACCCCUAUAACUUCAGCGGCGCCCUCACCAGCACCCACGCAAAUAACACAAGCGUCUGGUCAAGCACCUACACCAGGUGGGUCAGAGAAAGAUGAGAAGGAAGAAGCUAAAGAUGACAAAUCCGACUCUAAAGAUAGCAAAGAAAAGGACAAAGAAGAACCUAUGGAUACCAGUGAUAUUAAGGAAGAAAAAGAUAAAUCAGAGGAUAAGGACUCGGCAAAAGAUGUAAAAGAGGAAAUUAAAGACGAAAGACGUAUGUCUGUGGAUGAAGAACCUUCAAAGGAUGAAGAGAAAUCGGAGAAAAAAGAAGAUAAAGACGAAAAAAUUAAAGAAGAGCCGAAAGAAGAUCCGGAUAAAAAGGAAGAUGCGAAGAGUGAUAAGGCUGAAUCAGAAGCUUCCGAAAAGCCUAAUAAAGAAGAAAAGAAAGAAGACGAUGAUGACGAUGUCGUACUCGUAAAAGAGGAAGAAGAUCUCAAAGUAGAGCGCCGCAAGUUUAUGUUCAAUAUUGCUGAUGGUGGUUUUACAGAACUGCAUACUUUGUGGUUAAACGAAGAACGUGCCGCUGCGCCCGGUCGAGAGUAUGAGAUCUGGCAUAGACGGCACGAUUACUGGCUAUUGGCUGGCAUUGUAACGCACGGCUACGGGCGCUGGCAGGAUAUUCAGAAUGACUUGCGAUUUGCUAUCAUUAACGAGCCGUUUAAGAUGGAUGUCGGCAAGGGCAACUUCCUUGAGAUUAAGAACAAAUUUUUGGCCCGAAGGUUCAAGCUAUUGGAACAAGCGUUGGUUAUCGAGGAGCAGCUGCGGCGCGCUGCGUAUUUGAACCUGACGCAGGACCCCAACCACCCCGCCAUGUCGCUCAACGCGCGCUUCGCCGAAGUGGAGUGUCUCGCGGAGUCGCACCAGCAUCUCAGCAAGGAGUCGUUGGCGGGUAAUAAACCUGCUAAUGCAGUACUGCAUAAGGUGUUGAAUCAGCUAGAGGAACUGCUGUCUGACAUGAAGUCGGACGUAUCCCGCCUACCGGCCACGCUGGCGCGCAUCCCGCCAGUGGCGCAGCGGCUGCAAAUGUCGGAGCGCUCCAUCCUCUCGCGCCUGGCCGCCACCGCUGGCAACCCUGUGCCUGCAGCUCAAAUGGCGCAGUUCCCGGCCGGGUUCGGUGCGGGCGGGUCGCUGCCGGGCUUCUCACCCGCGGCCGCGGCCGCCGCCAACUUCACCAACUUCCGCCCGCAGUACUCCGUGCCCGGACAGCCUGCCACGCCCUCAUCUAAUAAAUCAUAAGCCUAUGGUAACAAUAAAUUGACAAGAAUCAAGAUGACAUAAGCGUGCAGUGGCCGGCUUUGGCGUCGCGCUUAGACGAAUAAUUUAGAUUUAAGCUUUUCCAAGAUUCCUGUUCCACCUUGGGUUUGAAGUGAUAUAAUUAGUGAUUAGUGCAGUUAUGUUAGGUAACAUAAUAUUACGUCAUACUAGAGCAGAACUCUCACAAUAUUAUUUAUUUCAUCCUGAUCUGUAUGAAUCUUGUUUUACUGCGUAAGUGAUUGUGGACUUAUGAAAUCUUUAUUUUUAAUUUACCAA